This is a messenger RNA of Orbicella faveolata, 5511 nucleotides long. RefSeq lists its product as uncharacterized. Gene Ontology annotation, biological process: positive regulation of transcription by RNA polymerase II; axon development; sensory organ development. Gene Ontology annotation, molecular function: E-box binding; DNA-binding transcription factor activity; protein dimerization activity. The record is from RefSeq and is a predicted model, not a curated record. Gene Ontology annotation, cellular component: nucleus. NCBI's taxonomy places the organism in Eukaryota, Metazoa, Cnidaria, Anthozoa, Scleractinia, Merulinidae.
ACGGAAAACAUUUGAAAACGGAGCUUUUCGAAAACGAUGACAAAACGAUAAUCAUGGGAUUUCCAUGACUGAAUUUUCCUCAAACACAAAUCCAAAAUGACCCGUGAUUGUUGCGUUUUUAAAUUACUCCGGCGUAGUGUGGACGAAAAACAUUUGAUGCGUUUUCACAGUGAAACCUCCGUUUUCAAAUUCCUUCAGCGUAGUGUGUACGUGGACGGAACUUUAGUUCUAAGAAUUUGGCAGUUAAAGACGAAAAUUGAUGAUUUCCUUCAAUCUCAUUACCUGCCUUCGGACAAUGUAGAGAUUUUGUAAGGAGAAACUACACGUUGAUAUAACGACAUUGGUGUGAGUGUUGUUAGUAAACAAUGCUAUCAGCGAUACAAUGUGACUCGCUCGCUCGCGUGUCUCUGAAAACACGUGGAAUUUUGCGACGGUUAAUUUUGCAAGCCCAGUUAAACAAAGAGAGCCAAACAAAGACAUAAGGACAGCAAAAGAACUAAAUAUUGUUAACCAAGCUUUCCGAUAUAUCGAAUUUCGUUCACGGCUAGUACAUUCCGAACUAACGUUUUUAACGUCUGAGACUUUCCUCAAAUCCCACUUUGCUGUCAUUCUGUCACAAUUUUACAGGUUCCCAGGAGAUAUGUCGGAUUGUGAACUGAAUGUAUUAAUUAAUCUUGAUUUAAUUGAACUGAAUUUAGAACAAGUUUAUAUCGACUCCAUUCAACUUUAACCUCACCUUGAGUUAUGUAAGAGCCUUAUUUAAUAUAUCUACAUGAAAAUACUUAAAACAGUUAUGAAAGUAACAUUUCGGUUACUUGAGUGUGAGGCUACUUCGUAAACACUGUUUAAUAGUAAUAAUAAGGGCACAUUUUAACCGCUCGAAUAGCACAUGUCUAUAACAAUUACAUUUUUAAAUUCUCAAUACAGCAUUAAUGUAACAUUAGGAAAAGGGGUAACAUAAAAGUCGUCAACUACAAGAUAAGAUGUUGUCUUGAUGUGGUACAAAAGAAAUUAUAGCAUCAGUUUGGAGAAAUGAAAUUUUGACUUUGUAUCUCUGUUCCCAAGCAGCGCGAAAAGCUACUCCAGUGCGCCCACCCACUUCACAUUGGAGGGUAAAAGGAAGAGUUUUCAAGACAACGAUGUCUCAAAUCGCUGUUUGUGAUGUAUCGUUUUGUUCUCCGCCCGCACUGAAAUCUAAAACAGAUAAUCUUUGCGGAAAGCCACUUCAAUGACGGCUGAUUGACACCACAACAAAAGCGUUGUCUUCCGAGCACGCGCAACUUGGUAAGCGUGUGUGCAUAUUGUUAUGUUAAAACGGCCCGGCUACAGCGCGUGCUUCACUGAGAGAUAAGUUACGACACACAAUAGCUAGCGAGCCGCUGAUAGCCCCAGAACCGACCAUAAGCGGGAAAGAAAAGAAAGCAUCUGUGAAGCAGAGCAUUUGUACAAGAGAAAAAAAUGACAAAGGGAGUCGAAGACAAGCUUGCGAACGAUCCACUUGUUUCGGCGAGUAAGGAAGUGAACACAGCCGACAACUCGAGAUACCGAAAGUGGGCUCAACUGGACAGAAGCCGACGGUUGAAGGCGAGCGCUAGAGAGCGGAAACGAAGGCACGUACUGAACAACGCUUUAGAACUAUUGCGGAAGAAAGUUCCAUGCGUCGAUCAAAACCCUCAAAAACUUUCCAAAAUUGAGGUGUUGAGAAUGGCAAUUGAUUACAUCGCCAUGUUAAGCUGUUAUCUGAAAGGUUCGCAGUCCGCGGCCGUGCUUGCCGCGCAGCUACCGCCUGUUGAAGUAACAACCAUCUCGCCCACAAGAACAGGAGCACCCAACCUUCUAAUGCAUGACCCUUCCGUCACUAUAGUCGUGCCAAAAACAAUGGACCAAUUUCAGGUGGGAGACCACUACGGUAUAAAAAGCUCGGAGUUGGACGUGUAUUUGAAAGGGUUCCAAGAGUUUCAGUCCUAACCGAUCUAAUUUUAACUAUCUGUACAUAUAAGAAAAUCUUGUAGAUAUCCCAUAUACCGUCUUUCCCUUUUUGCAAAAAGUUGAAUGUAAUUUUUUAAAUUAUUUUAUAUCGCUGUAGUUAGACUUCAAGUAAAACGCAACAGCUUUUAUUGACUAAAGUAUCUUUAUUAUCUUGUACAGCUGUGUUCGUGUCAAUAUGUUAUUGAAAUAAAUUCAAUUAUAAAAGUUGUUUUUAAACAAGUUGGUUUGUCUUCAAUGCCAUGCACGCCUGUGAGCACGGGCCAAAUGGCCGCUGUACAUAGCCACGCAAAAAGAAAAAAAUGACGUUAAUUUAAUUUUCCUUUUGAGCGCUACAAUUCGCGCCAACAUUUGGCACCUUCAACCCCAUUGAUCAAAACAAACAGGAACUUUGCUUUGUAAGUUGAUAAGCUGAAGGUUGUCGGUUUACCCGCGUACAAUACUCCAAAUGACCGCAUGAACUUGGCGGCCUCAUAAAACGACUUGUUCACUAAAACCCACGGCGAAAUCGGAGAUCCACAAAGACACUUUUUGAAGUCCGUUAAAGGCGACAAUGGAGAGACUAAUAAAAAAUGUGCCUCGAUUUUGAAAUCGCUUAAAUUAGGCGCCUAAGUGGAGUCUUUUGUCUGCUAAACACGUGUAGGAUUAUGAUUGAAGUCGCAUUGGGAACACGGAAUCUUGCUCACAUCCGACCACGCAGUUUUUAAAGCUAACAAUCGUAACUAUAUUCUGAGCCGAGUUUUAAAAUCAAGUGCAAGUUUCCCAGGCAAAAGUUAAGUUUCAUGCGAGAUGUUUUGGUCUUCACGAUCUGAAUACAUCACCCGCAUUCUAAACAAUGCGCAACCAGAAAGAACGAUUGAGAUUUCAGAAGAGUUGUUUUUUGGAGAAAAACACUCACUGAAUGAAUGAAAAAUCCCGUCGUCAUUGAGGGUUUAAUCUCAAAAGAUUAGCUUUCGAUUGAUAAAUGAAAUCAAAGUUAAAUUUCUGUUGCCGGAAAAACAGUUUACAUUUCGUUUGCUAGCGAGUCCAACUACACGUGGUCGUGUAAUCGAGCACAACAGAACAAUGGAGACUUAUUUAACGAAAUUUCAUUCUUUGCUCCGUCUCUUAGCAACUUGAAGUGAAUCGUGCUCAACUGAGAAUUAAACAGUCAGAGACGUUUUAGGCAGGACAAAAGGAUGUCUCACUUGAUCGUAAGGAAAAUUCAACGCUAAACAACGCAACGGAAAGGAUCGGGUUGAAAAAAAACUUUCUUCAGUAAAAUUCAACCGCGCGGUGAAGAGCUUUGAAAACUAUUCGAGUAGACGGAAAACAGUUUCAAAGUUUAUCGUGUUUAGAAAGUCGUGUAACAAAAAAGUUUAUAUAACUAAUGGAAGUUAGCUAUCAAAAAACUGAAAUCGCUUUAUUAGAUUUUGAACUUUCAAUUGUGAAUUCGUCAACUACUGUAACAGUAUUUCGAAACGGAUUCAACAAAUUAGGAACUUUGAAAAAUGGCGUUUCAUUGCGUGAAGAAAAACUUUUGAACUGACUGAGAAAUAUUCACUGGAUAAUUUUACUUCAGUGAUCUGAAUAGGCCAAACCUAACCUUCUUUAGGUUUGAAUAUCUUUGCAGAAAAGUAUGCAUUUGACUUCAGGAUGAAAAGUCGAUAUAUUACCUCUUCUUAACCUCGCUCUAGAUAUUGCACCAUCUUUGAAGAUGGAGUUAAGGCCUUAAAAGAGGAAAUGUAAACUGCAGAGCGAAUAUAAGUCAAUUCAAACCAACUCAAUUUGUCGAACAAAACAGAGUACCUGUAUUUUAUCAAACGAAUGCCGUAAAGGGGGGAAAAUAAAAGCUGUAUCAAAGUUGCCGAAAGAGUGGUACUGUAUGAUACAUUAUUAGUUUUUGUUCGGGCAUACAAUAUUAAGCGCGUGCGUGUGGCUAACCGAGUCGCUAUGUUAAAACAGAAAGGCACAUAGAAGUGUCUUUCGUGUCUGUAAAUGCAAUAAUUAAGCAACGGUCAUUGAUAUUUCCACGUGGCACGGCUCUUAAUGAACUUGUUACAAUAUACACGUGUAGUUCAGCAUUAAAAUGUACACAAUAGCAUCGAUUUCAUUUCAGAAACCCCGUGAAAAAAACCGUGACAAGACUUCUUACUGGCUUCUUGUUAGUUCAACAUCGAUAAUAAUUUACAUUGACUGAGGAUGUAGAUUUCGGGCAUAUCCAUCUGGUGGUUGAGAUUUCAUUUUUUCAGUCUCUCGAGACCAGAAAACUCACGGCUGUACAUUAUCGUAGUGAAUUAUAACUGAAUGCAUUAGUUUUCUCAUCAGAAAUCAAGCUGGAAGCUAGAUGUUUCUCGAUUUCAUAUCAAACCAACCUCUGCAAGCUAAACCAACAAAAUACCCAUUCAAGAUGAGUUAACAUCGCGCUAAACUAAAAACGAUAUAAGUUUCGAUUGGGAAUCAUAAUUAUCGCUUUCACAGAUCAUUUGAACGCCGAUGGAAAACAUAAUUCGCCAGACACUGGUCGCUUGGUUUUGUGAUCGGGCAAAAGCAUCUACGAUUGUCGAAUUUGAACUCAGUCAAAACCUAUUCUCGAAAUUGCGUUUGAGAAAGAACAAUUAAAAAUUGGAAAUGAAACAUCGCAACUGAAACUCUUCAAGUUCUUCAGUACAUUUCAGACGUCCGGUGAUUCCUGACACUAAUUAGAGUAAGUAAAUUAUCAUUUGUAAAUGAGGGAAAUAUUGCAACCUCGUCCAAUAAUUCUACACACACUACACUAAAAUGAACUGUACCAUAUAAUCGCACUUAUUCAACUCGACCAAGAUCAGUUUUCAAUCAACGACUCUGCAUUACAAAGAUUUCAAAACGUCAUGGUUGAUUUAGUGAAAUAACGAUGUACGGUUCGUUACACACAAGUAUGAAACUGUACAUAAGGUUUAUGAAUUUGUACGAACUGUAUAGAAAGAAAAGUAGAGGAGUUGUAUCUGCCCAGUAAUAGAAUUUAUUGUAGAACCUCCUUCUGCAUUUCUAAUUUCUUUAGGAAUUUUAGCUUAGUAGGGGAUGCGAUCUUGCUUUUUCCCAGCUAUAAUCCAGUCAUAACAUCAUUUAAUAUUCAUAUUAAUCAAAACUAUAAAAAAAAUUCACGAAUCUGAUUGGUUGCCAACGGGCCGGAUUAUGGCCUUAAUAGAACAAUGUACGCACCAAAUUUAUCUACGUGACGGAGCCGGAAAAACAACUUGUCUAGUGCCAUCAAACUAAAUUAAAUUAAAUAACCCCUUGGGGGGCCCGCGGACGCGCUCCUAUAAAACAAAAUACCGUGUUUGACGUGGGCGGGGCUGUGCGGGAUGACGUGGGCGGGGCUGUGCGGAAUAACGUCAGCGGGUCCGGAAAAAGCCAUCUUGCCCCGCACACAUCAACAAUUCAUUAGCGCCCGUAAGACUGAUCAUUGACAAAGUUUCACGUCUUGGCAACAAAGUCAAGCUCAGAAAAGGUGGUGUGAUUUAAUACCAAUUGAUGUAAAUUAGGAGGGGUCGGGUGGAAAAAUAU